CUGGAUCCAACUUAGUCAACCAACCGGCCGCUGCGCCCGUUCCUGGACACCGCAGUAGUAUAUGAAUCUACAGAUAGGGGAGUCGGCUCUUCAUAUCCGGGGAUGUGUCUCACUCCGGGUGAGGACGCUCUAUACUAAGUCACCCCUGUCUUCAUGUUCACUUAGGCCGUAGCGUUACGCCUUGUCAGUUAUCACUGCUUAUCACCACCAGUGUUACAAGUUGCCGUGACCCGACUCCCACCCGACUACUAGUAGUAUGUGGUACUAGUACUCCUCCAAGCCUUAUGCUACGCGAGGGCUAGAACUCUUCCCACAGUGUCAAGUUUCAAAUCGUUCACAGCUACUAGCAAAAGGUCCCUCCCACACCAGAGUCCAGACAACAUGCCGUUGGACCGACUCUUCCGCUCAAAGCACCUCCUUUACAAAGCUCUAUCCAAUACCGCCGAGGAGAAACACUUCCUUCAGGAUGUGAUGACGCAUGACGCGGCAACCUACGCCCAAAGCACCAGUCGGCUCCUAGUCCCUCCCCGCGCCGAGGACAUUGACAAAGACAUGGCCGGACUUGCCGCCAAUGCCCUCCUGUCGGUCAUCAUAUGUCUUCCUCCUAAGCCGGAAGCUGACACGAAGGAUCCAAAGCCACUGGGGAUAAUCAUUGCGCCCGAGCACCAGGGUAGCGGGUACGGAUCUGAAGCGAUCCGGUGGUCGCUUGAGUGGGCUUUUGGCAUUGCUGGGAUGCAUGCUGUCCGGCUGACGGCGUUUUCCUUUAAUACCAGGGCUGUUAGAUUGUACGAGCGCCUUGGCUUUGUGAGAGAGGGGGUACGGAGGGAGUCCAUCUACUUUGAUCACCAAUGGCACGACCACAUUAUGUUUUCUAUGCUGGAACAUGAAUGGGCUGCUUUGAGAAAAGAGUGA
Canariomyces notabilis is the source of this 912-nucleotide messenger RNA. Its product is annotated as acyl-CoA N-acyltransferase. Gene Ontology annotation, molecular function: acyltransferase activity, transferring groups other than amino-acyl groups. The record is from RefSeq and is a predicted model, not a curated record. The transcript has 2 exons. The coding region runs from base 382 to 912 and encodes 176 amino acids. Lineage: Eukaryota; Fungi; Ascomycota; Sordariomycetes; Sordariales; Chaetomiaceae.